Messenger RNA from Nerophis ophidion (straightnose pipefish), 3248 nucleotides. RefSeq names its product transporter associated with antigen processing, subunit type a (gene tap2a). The record is from RefSeq and is a predicted model, not a curated record. Gene Ontology annotation, molecular function: ATP binding; ATP hydrolysis activity; ABC-type oligopeptide transporter activity. The transcript has 11 exons. Lineage: Eukaryota; Metazoa; Chordata; Actinopteri; Syngnathiformes; Syngnathidae. Gene Ontology annotation, cellular component: membrane. Gene Ontology annotation, biological process: transmembrane transport. Bases 39 to 2165 code for a protein of 708 amino acids.
GAAAACGAAAGUGAAGGCUUAUUAACACUGCGGGUAAAAUGGCGACGAGUUUGGUCCUUCGUCAAGUGAUUGCUUUGACUUUGGCACUAUGCGUGGACGCCUGCUCGGUGUACGCGGCCGUGGUCGUGGUAGGCGCGCACGGGAGCGGUGCGAGUUCCGCGUGGGUGUUUGCGCUGCUGAGGUGUUUGGCGCUCGCCGCGGCAACAGUGGCCGCGCUCGGAGGACUGCCGCCGGUACCGGCUCGCCUCCUCGCCGCGCACUGUGCACUUCCCGCCGUCAUGAAAACCGGCACCGCGGUGCUGGGCCUGGAGGACAACCAGUGCGGCGUGGUGGCGGACGCGCGCUGCUGGCUGAUGUGCACCGGAGCCUCGCUGGCUGCUGCCUUUUUUUGGGAAACGCUCCUCCCGGUCUCCGAUGGCGAAGGGAAGACGCAAAACAAGCCCAGAGUGUUGUUCAUGAGAGUGGUCCGCAUGUACAAGCCGGACUACCCCGCGAUGCUCGCUGCCUUCUUCUUUCUCACCCUGGCUGUUGUCUGUCAGAUGUUCAUUCAGUUUUACACGGGGAAGAUUAUUGACAACCUGCGUGGUAAUUACUUGCCAAAUGAAUUCUUCUCAGCGCUCCUCCUCAUCGGCCUCUUCUCUUUGGGAAGCUCAUUGGGCGCAGGCUGCAGAGGGGGUCUCUUUACGUGGGCCAGAAGCUCUUUUACGUACAGAGUCAACUGCAAUCUGUUUGAAACUUUGACCAAACAGGAAGUUGGGUUUUUCGAGACGGUACAGACAGGUGAACUCACAAGCAGGUUGUCUACGGACACCAGCAUGAUGGGGGAUACAGCGUGUCUCAAUGUCAACGUUCUGCUGAGGAACCUCAUCAAGAUGGUUGCCAACUUGGUCAUAAUGUUGCAACUAUCAUGGCAGCUGACAUUUAUAUUGUUGAUGGUGGUCCCGGUUACAAUCCUCAUACAGAACAUCUACAACAAGCACGAGCAGCGGUUGAAGCUGGCCAUACAGAACUCCCUGGCCGUGGAAAAAAAAACGGCCCAUGAGAUCCUUUUGGGUAUCCAUACGGUACGGAGCUUUAGCGCAGAGAAACACGAGGCCCGUCACUAUGACAACCGGCUGCUGGACACAAAAGUCCUCAAGAACCAGCGGCAAACUGUCACGAUUGUUUACCUUCUCGGAAGGAGGUUGACAGAGUUGGUGAUGCAGGUGCUGAUCUUGUGGUAUGGCAGGUUGUUCAUCCAGAGGGGGCAAAUGAGCACCGGCCACCUAGUCACCUUCAUCCUCUACCAGGAGGAUUUUCGGUACAACAUCAUGGCACUAAUGUACAUCUGCUGCAACAUGCUGAACUCAGUGGGGGCCGCUGCUAAAGUGUUUGAGUAUCUGGAUCGAAAACCUCAGAUCAGCACCAAGGGGGAACUGGCACCCAAUCAGCUUCAAGGACACAUUGUCUUCCGCAAUCUGAACUUUGUCUAUCCAACGCGCCCUGACAUACCUGUGCUAAAGGACUUCUCUUUGGAGCUGAGAUCGGGUGAGAUGACGGCGCUGGUGGGGCCGUCGGGAGAGGGGAAGAGCACUUGUGCGUGUUUGCUGAAGCGCUGGUAUGAGCCGCGGGACGGUGAAAUCCUGUUGGACGAUGCUCCACUGGAAUCCUACAACUGCCGCUACCUCAGCAAGAAGAUCGCCUUGGUAAACCAGGAGCCAGUGCUCUUCUCAGGCACAAUUGGAAGCAACAUAGCCUACGGACUUGAUGACUGCUCCAUUGACACCAUUCAGGAAGCGGCUCGACUGGCUGACGCCCACAACUUCAUCAUGCAGCUGGACAAAGGCUACGAUACAGAGGUAGGUGAGGGGGGCAGCUUGUUAUCCAAGAGCGAACGGCAGCGGAUCGCUGUUGCUCGAGCGCUGGCCAGGCAGCCACAGGUCCUGAUUCUGGAUGAAAUAACAAGCUCCCUGGAUGAGGACAGUGAAAACACGGUCCUGCAAAACCUGGCCAAUCGCCCCAACCAAACUCUUCUGGUGAUAGCUCAUAGACUUAACACCAUCGAGAAGGCCGAUCAGAUCGCAGUGAUCGGUAACGGCAGUGUUCAAGAGCUGGGAACCCACCAAGAAUUGCUGGCCAAGAAGGGGAUCUACUGCAAAGUGAGAGAGAAGCUUGCCACAAAUUGACGCUACUGAUAGGCUCCAUUUACCAUUAUGUAUUUCCAAGGUUCUACACUCCUAUGAUGAUACAACUAAUUUAAAUAAUUAUCUCAAUACAUAUACAGUGUGACUCAAGUUUUGUCAAAGGAUUGUUAAAACUUAAAAUAAAUAAUUAAAAUUAAAUAAAAAAAAAAAAAAAAAUUAUAAUGAGUAAAUAAAAGGUUGCGGUGUUGAAAUUACCUCAAUUAAAAAACUUAAAUAGUAUCAGUGAUUUUGCAUCAUCUGUUAUGGUGAUUUUGUUCAUGAAACUGCUGCUAUAGCAGGGGUCUCAAAGUCAAUUUACCCGGGGGCCACUGAAAGCAGCGUCGGGGCGGGGCUGGCCUGCAUCAGGUAUUCCACAAGAAAAGCUUUGUUGAAAAAAUUCCAAAUGUCUCAAAUAGCUUUAUACAUAUUUUUUUGGAACAAAAUACAAUUAAAAAUAAAUAAACAAAUUACUAAGAACAUAAGUACAUACACAUGCAGAAUAUACAAACCCUGUUUCCAUAUGAGUUGGGAAACAGGGGUUGCCCGAGUGCGAGCUAUUCAGGGACGACGGCAGUCUCUUCCCGCAGACGAGCGGGGUAAACCCCCUGGAUAUGAUUUAUGCCACUUCUUUUUCUGUCUCAUUUUGUCCACCAAACUUAUAAGGUUGUGCAUGAAGGCACAAAGGUGAGUUUUGUUGAUGUUAUUGACUUGUGUGGAGUGUGCUAAUCAGACAUAUUUGGUCACGGCAUGACUGCAAGCUAAUUGAUGCUAACAUGCUAUUUAGGCUAGCUGUAUGUACAUAUUGCAUCAUUCAUAACAUGGUCACUACUGCCUACUUUGUCUUGUUAUUUCAUAACAUGGUCACUACUGCCUACUUUGUCUUGUUAUAUUCUUAUUUUACUGUUAUAUUGUUAUUCCCAUUGUUUUUAUUCUUUUUGUAAUAUUUCUCUAUUUUGUUUCCAUUUAAACCCCCAUUAUUUACUCUUUUCUUUAAAUUGAUCUCAACUCUGUACACUGCUGCUGGAAUUUUAAUUUUCCUGAAGGAACUCUCCUGAAGGAAUCAAUAAAGUACUAUCUAUCUAUCUA